Rhopalosiphum maidis (corn leaf aphid) is the source of this 2121-nucleotide messenger RNA. Its product is annotated as X-ray repair cross-complementing protein 6-like. The coding region runs from base 338 to 1972 and encodes 544 amino acids. Gene Ontology annotation, cellular component: nucleus; Ku70:Ku80 complex. Lineage: Eukaryota; Metazoa; Arthropoda; Insecta; Hemiptera; Aphididae. The transcript has 2 exons. Gene Ontology annotation, molecular function: DNA helicase activity; damaged DNA binding; double-stranded DNA binding. Gene Ontology annotation, biological process: telomere maintenance; cellular response to X-ray; double-strand break repair via nonhomologous end joining. The record is from RefSeq and is a predicted model, not a curated record.
UAAACGAUCCUUCAAGCCCACGUGGGACGAAUUAAAUCGAUUAUUCUUAUCAAUCCGCUUGUUUUCGUCUACACGGUUGAAUUUCUCGUAUUCUUUCAAAAAAACUCCCGUAUGUUUUAAAACGUUCCAGCGAUUCGUCUAUAAAAUAUAAAAAUACAAAAUCUAUUAUUUGUUCCUAUUAUUUUAUAUUUAUGGCCAAAUACUGAGACACCAAACAUAAUUAAUAGGUCUAUGAUCAGCGGCACGAGAAAAAAAGGUAAAUUGUAAAUGAAAACAAAAUAAUUCGUGGUAUCAAAUCAACUACUAUCAAAUAUAGAUAAUAUAUACCUUUGUUAAGAUGGAAGAUUUAUCAGAUUCUCCAAUUGUAUGGGAAAGUGAAUCUUUUGAAGAAGAAAAACAAAAAUGGUUUGUAAAACAACAUAUUAUGUUUUUAAUUGAUGCUUCAAAACCAAUGUUCAAUACUUAUGAUAAUACAACUUUUUUUGCAACUAGUAUUACACUUUGCAAAAAAGUAGUUCUGAAACUAAUUAGAGAGAGCAGAAAUGAUAAAAUAGGUAUAUUGAUAUACGGUACAGACGAUGAUAAUAGAAAAUGUCCCAAAUAUAUUAAUGCGUUAUCUGAACCAAUAAAACCUAAUAUUCAAUUAAUUAAAAAGCUCGAUGAUAUAUUAACAAGUAAACCUAUUCAAACUGGACAAUCUCCGUUGUCACCUCUAUCAGACGCAAUAUGGUAUGGUAACUAUCUUAUAAAAAAAUUUAGUGAAAAUCAAAGCUAUAGUACUAUUAUGCUCAUUACAUGCAAUGACCGACCCGAAAUUGGCGAUUCUAAAAAGCAAUUUCAUCUAAGAACAAGAAUUGAUGAUGUUAUUAAAAAUAAUAUUGAUUUUAAACUUAUACCUAUUGGUACAGCAUUUAACAUGAACCUUUUCUAUGAAGGUCUCCUCAAGAACUUUAACAGUAUUUCUAAACCCAUGAAGGGGCUAAAAAGUAUAGAUGAUAUUAUGUUGGAAAUCAAUGAAAAAUUAAAACACGGUAGAAGUGUAUCCAAAAUAAAAUUCUAUAUUAAUAAUGACUAUUAUAUAUCUACAUCAUUGUUUAGAUUUUAUUCAAAAUCUAAAAUACCAUCAAAAGUCAGGCUGGACAAGAGAACUAAUAAGCCUUUGACUAGUAAUACUCAAGUAUUUACAAUAGAAAAUGAUGAAUUAAUCCAUAAAUCUGAUCAAGCUAAAUAUUUAGUGUUAGCAGAUAAAAGAAUAAUAUUUAAAAACGAAGAUUUAGCAAUUCUAAAAAGUGGCAUUCUAGAACCUGGUAUUAGAUUACUUGGUUUUACAAAUAAAGAAAAUAUUAUGAUAUCGUAUCAUUUUAAAACUCCCAUAUUUCUUCGGCCUAAUAGUGAUGUAGACAUAGGUGGCACGCGUAUGUUUAAUUCUCUUAUUGAAUGCUGCUUGGAGAAAAAUAAAUAUAUUAUGUGCUUCUUGAAAAUUCGGAAAGGAGGAAAGGUUCAUUUAUCUACCCUGAUACCUCAAGACGAAGUUAUAGAUGAAACUGGUACUCAAAAACAGCCAUCAGGAUUUCAUGUUAUAUUUCUUCCAUUUAAUGAAUGUUUGAAACCAGUAAAACCUAUAGAACAAACAGAAGAUGAUGAAUUUUUGACGAGUACACAAGAAUUACUAGGCAUGAAAAUAUGUGAAAGUAUGCCUAUCAAUUAUUAUCCAUCACUGAUCAAGAACCCUAAAAUCAACUUUCAUUGGGCAAUGUUAGAAUCCUUAGCAUUGGAAUCAGAAAUGCCAGACAUUUUAGAUGAAACACUUCCAGCAAAUGAUGUUUUUGAUAAAAAUUUAAGUACAAUAAAAAAUGAUAUUUAUGAACAUCUUUUGCCACAUGUUUCUAGCCUACCAAAGACAAAUAAAAAAUCCGAUAUGAAUAGUCAAAAUUUUAAUGGAAAAGGAAAGAAAAGAAAAAUUUUGCAGUAAUUGAAAGUCAAAACAGUAACAAUUAGUAGUAAAUUAAGAACAUAAUAACAUUGAAUACAAUUAUUUUUACAGUAAUUACCUAAUAAUUUUAAUAUAAUACAUAAAUCAUUAAGUAUACUAAAAAAAAUUGUUAUUGAUAUUUUUAUUUU